AUGUUAGUAUUGAAAAACAUGUUCCUUGACAAAAUAAAACCAACUACAGAAAUAAACGACGCAAGACUGAAAGAUUGGGUAAAAGCUUUCCCAUUCACAAAAGAUAUUAUUGGUAACAUGGAAAGAAAACCAGAAUGGCUACAAAAACAUAUAUUUGGAAACGAGCUUAUUCCAUAUGGACAAGCUCUGUUUGAAGAGCUUGAACCAGAAACUCAGGAAAGAGUCAUGCAAACAAUACGCGAAGACUCAAAUACAGACUAUGACAAACUCUUUCUAGGAUAUAGGUUACCUGAGAUGGGCGACCAGAGCCCAAAGGCAAAAAGGACAUGGGAAAUUUGCAACAUACUAGGUGAACAUGAGGCAAAGAUGCAACAACUUGAAGCAGAGGGCAAGUUACCAAAGCGACACCAAAGAAGAAGAGUAGAACAAAGUGAAAGUAGUGAAGAAGUAACUUCAUCUAGUGAAAGUAGUGGCAAUGAAGGAAAAAGAAGAGUUAAAAACUCAGUCAGGAAGAAAGUAAAGCUUGGUCCACGUGGGUUCUAUUAUGACAUAUAA
Molecule: messenger RNA, 555 nt
Organism: Trichomonas vaginalis G3
Lineage: Eukaryota; Parabasalia; Trichomonadida; Trichomonadidae
Product: protein of unknown function, DUF4106 family
Exons: 1
Coding region: 1-555 (184 amino acids)
Source: RefSeq, a predicted model, not a curated record